Messenger RNA from Rattus rattus (black rat), 1845 nucleotides. It is a transcript of the gene Icmt, whose product is annotated as isoprenylcysteine carboxyl methyltransferase. Gene Ontology annotation, biological process: C-terminal protein methylation. Gene Ontology annotation, molecular function: protein C-terminal S-isoprenylcysteine carboxyl O-methyltransferase activity. Gene Ontology annotation, cellular component: membrane; endoplasmic reticulum. NCBI's taxonomy places the organism in Eukaryota, Metazoa, Chordata, Mammalia, Rodentia, Muridae. The transcript has 5 exons. The record is from RefSeq and is a predicted model, not a curated record. Bases 153 to 1007 code for a protein of 284 amino acids.
GAGACCUCGCCGACAGCUCACAGCUCCGGGCACUUGCCCUUCCCGAGCCGGCGUCGGCGGCGGAGUGCGCACGCGCGGCCUUCGGGUUUCCCCGGCUACAGUCGGCGCAUCGGCCCGCUAGUCCGCCGCCGGCUCUUCCGCCGCCCUGCGCCAUGGCGGGCUGCGCGGCGCGGGUUCCGCCGGGCUCCGAGGCGCGCCUCAGCCUCGCUACCUUCCUCCUGGGUGCCUCGGUGCUCGCUCUGCCUUUGCUCACGCGCGCCGGCCUGCAGGGCCGCACCGGGCUGGCGCUGUACGUGGCCGGACUCAACGCGCUGUUGCUGCUUCUCUACCGGCCGCCGCGCUACCAGAUAGCCAUCCGAGCUUGUUUCCUUGGCUUUGUGUUUGGCUGCGGCGUGCUGCUAAGUUUCAGCCAGUCCUCCUGGAAUCACUUCGGCUGGUACGUGUGCUCGCUCUCCCUGUUCCACUACUCUGAGUACCUAGUGACAGCUGUCAAUAAUCCCAAAAGUCUGUCCUUGGACUCCUUCCUCCUGAACCACAGUCUGGAGUACACAGUGGCUGCCCUGUCUUCCUGGAUAGAGUUCACCCUUGAAAACAUCUUUUGGCCAGAACUGAAGCAGAUUACCUGGCUCAGUGCCGCUGGGCUGUUGAUGGUGAUCUUUGGAGAAUGCCUGAGGAAAGUGGCCAUGUUUACAGCCGGCUCCAACUUCAACCACGUGGUACAGAGUGAAAAGUCAGACACCCACACUCUCGUGACAAGUGGGGUAUACGCUUGGUGCCGGCACCCCUCCUAUGUGGGCUGGUUUUACUGGAGUAUUGGAACCCAGGUGAUGCUGUGUAAUCCCAUCUGCGGUGUGGUGUACGCCCUGACGGUGUGGCGCUUCUUCCGUGAUCGCACAGAGGAGGAGGAGAUCUCGCUGAUUCACUUCUUUGGGGAAGAAUACUUGGACUAUAAGAAGAGGGUGCCCACAGGCCUGCCUUUCAUAAAGGGGGUCAAGGUGGGGCUAUGACAGGAAGAGGCCCCGUGGGACCAGGGACCUCUGGCCCUGCGCAGCCUAGGACAAAACUAUUUAAAGUUGGGCACACAGAGUGAGUUUUCUUAAUUGUUUUAUAUGUCACUAAUUACUCCUCAGAAUGUCACCCAGGACCUAAUGUUGAGGCGACGUUAGGUCCAAAGGAGCCACGGCAGCUGUCUCCUGCACUGAAGGCAGGUGGGGCAAGGAGCGUGUCCAGGUGUUCAUCGACGCCUCUUCUACCGUGGCAGGGGGAUGACUCAAGCCACAGCCUCACGCCCCCUCAGGCUAGAGUGUGUUUGCAUGGUGACCAGGAUGCUUGGGAGAGGUGGACACUGCCCUUUGGAGUGGUCAGAGCUGCCUAGUGUCAGCAUUGGAAAUGCACCAAACCCUUCUAUUUAACUCCCACACAACCCAGCUUUACCCUUUGUCGUCCAUGACUGCGUGAACAUCUGCAUAAACUGGGAAGACUUGUACCCUUGGGCUCAUACAGAAACCUAUUUACACUCCAGUUCUAUACGCAGAGCAGUGUAGGUUCCGAGGGACACCGAGCCUCUCUGCCUCGAGCGUCCAGGUCCAGCUUUCAUGUGGCAACAGGUAGCACAGACCCUCGGGAGCUCUGCAGAUUUUGAGUAGCCACUGGACCUGGGCUGAAGAUGUGGGCCCAGGGUUCUCCCAUGGUCCUGGUCUCAGCUCUUCUGUUCCCCUGGGAAGUAAUGUCCUAACUUCUGUGCUAACGCUGAGAAAUGCUGCCCUCCCUGUGUUUGGGAUCAGUGUUCUCAUUUAUCAUAGCUUCUGAUUUUUAUUUCCGUGUUGCAACGAGUCUGUCAAAUUA